This is a messenger RNA of Fusarium poae, 336 nucleotides long. RefSeq lists its product as uncharacterized. The record is from RefSeq and is a predicted model, not a curated record. The coding region runs from base 1 to 336 and encodes 111 amino acids. NCBI's taxonomy places the organism in Eukaryota, Fungi, Ascomycota, Sordariomycetes, Hypocreales, Nectriaceae. The transcript has 3 exons.
AUGCCUAUGCCUGGCAAAAGUCCAAAGUGUUUACACACGUUGAAGAGUGGUCAAUACCAGUCCAGCAAACCAUUGCACUAUGCGAGUACUACGCACGCUUCCGCGGUAGAAAGUCACAUUCGCAUCAACCCUCUGCUCGGUAGACAUCACUCUAUAACAGGGUCAUUGGUGAUCAACUCACUUCUGCUUCUCGUCCCUCCAUCAGAGACGGACGCCAAGCUUGGAGAGCAUGGAUUGCCACAGAAUCAAGACGACGGUUGUUGGCAGCCUGCUUCCUGCUCGAUGUACAUAGCUCUUGGUAUCACGAACGCCAAUGCACUUCUGUCAUUGGUUUAG